Molecule: messenger RNA, 549 nt
Organism: Plasmodium fragile
Lineage: Eukaryota; Apicomplexa; Aconoidasida; Haemosporida; Plasmodiidae
Exons: 1
Coding region: 1-549 (182 amino acids)
Source: RefSeq, a predicted model, not a curated record
AUGCACGUUAAUAUAAAUCAUGUGGAUAAUUAUCGCGUUGGGAAUAACGACGAAUGCGUCGUGAACUACUUGAAGCAGAGUAAACAAGUGAAUCUCUUUAAAUAUGAUGCAAAUUUUGAUGAAAAACGAUUGAAGAAAAAAAGGAAAGCCUUUAAAUUUAAUUUUGAGUAUCAAUUUAAGGUUACUGAGUGUAAGGACAAUAAUUUGAAUAUCCUCAUGAAAGAUAUUUGCGACAAUUUUUGUGACCUUUCCGAGAAUUAUAUGGAGAAGGACAUUCUGGUUUUGCAGCUUGGGUCGUAUUGUGUUUCGGCUGUGUACUAUUGGCAUGUGUUUCAUCACUACAAAUUUUUUUUCACCAAAUAUAUUUACUUGCGUCUACUCGAUUUGUACAAGAAGAGCAAGGAUUUGUUUCGCGAGCCGCUGCUCCUCGCUUACGUGUUGUCCAAGCGGCUGAACAAGGACCUGUACCGCGACUUUGUGAUUCUCAUGAACAUUGACAUUUCGCAGAUUCAGAACAAGCUCCCUGAGUCCGACUUGCUCGUUCGCUGA